AAUUAUUUCUAAAUAUUCAAUCAGACUGAUCGCACGUUCUUGCAAAAUGAUUAAUGGAAAUUUGGUAGUUGCUUGGAUUGCAAAUGUAAUCUUCCUGAUUGCAAACAUGGAGUUUGCCUUUUUAUCCGUCUUUGUGCUGAUUGACUUGAUCAAAGUUGUCAGAAAAAUAUUGAAACUGAAGAAAAUCAAAAAGUGCUCAGCUGUGAACAAUGUACAAUAAACUCUUUUCAGCAUUCA
Messenger RNA from Caenorhabditis elegans, 237 nucleotides. It is a transcript of the gene Y26G10.5, whose product is annotated as 7TM_GPCR_Srx domain-containing protein. The record is from RefSeq and is marked reviewed. The transcript has 2 exons. NCBI's taxonomy places the organism in Eukaryota, Metazoa, Nematoda, Chromadorea, Rhabditida, Rhabditidae. The coding region runs from base 47 to 220 and encodes 57 amino acids.